Messenger RNA from Saccostrea echinata, 1557 nucleotides. RefSeq lists its product as uncharacterized. NCBI's taxonomy places the organism in Eukaryota, Metazoa, Mollusca, Bivalvia, Ostreida, Ostreidae. The record is from RefSeq and is a predicted model, not a curated record. Bases 1 to 1557 code for a protein of 518 amino acids. The transcript is spliced from 6 exons.
AUGGACACCCCUGUGUUGCGCUUGCCUUCAAGGGACACGAGAAAGUGCCUUUUCCAGAGUCCAGAACAAGAGUAUGAAUUACGACACAGUGCUACACCUCUGGGUAUUGUGCAGAAGCGCAACAGACAAAUUAGCUGGUCUCCAAAGAAAAGGACACCAAUUAAGAGUCCACCAAAAAAGAAGAGUAGGAAGGGGGCUUGGUCCAAUGCAGAACUAUGUUCUCUAGUGGAAUUUGUUGCUUUGCAUAAAGACAUACAGUCCAUGCAGUCUUCAGAUAGUGAAUGGCCUGCCAUGAAUGCGGACAACAAUUACUGGACAGAAGCCAGUGACUUUAUAAAGAUGUCUUGUGGAACAUUACGUGGUAGUGUUGCUUGCAGAGCCAAAGUUGUCAACUUCCUUCGAAAGGCUUUUCCAACAAUAGCUGAUGCAGAGGAAGAAUUUGCCAUUAAUUAUGAAAACAAAUGCCACGACGACUCAGGAAUUCAAGAUAUACCUCCAACACCCGCCUCUGCUUUCAGCCUUGAGAAAUUUCAGCACUGUUAUUUGUCCAAAUUUACAGAGGAUGAGGUAAUAUCUUUGUGGAAAAAACUUGGCAGAGAUGUCCCAGCCCAUGUUCAUCUUCAGUCUGCACAAGAGAACAUUCCUGAUGAUGAACUUGUGAAGAUCACCAGUACUGCCUCAUUUAAGUGUCUUGAAGAGUUAAUUUCAAGAAGUUUUUCCAGAUUGACAUUGGCCAGACAGAAAAAUUGUCUUGAUAAACUGUUCAUUACUGCAGCAAAGUGUGAAAGAGUAACUCAUGUUGAAACUUUCCCAAGCUUAGCCAUGGAAGCAAUGAAGAUGCUGAAGGAAAAGGGGAAAUCAAAUGUGUUGAGGGAUUUUGCCAGGUGUUUAGGCCUUAAAAGACCAGAAUCAAAUGAGCCACUUAUGCCAGUUGACAGAAUGCCAUUUGGAUUGAUCCAGCACCAGAUCCAGUUUUUUUGUGCUAGUGACGUAAGACAGAUUUCAAUACCUGAAGAUUAUUACCAGUGGCUAGAAACAUUGGAUGCAGAGUUUGAUGACAGGCUAGGCCGAGUAUUGAGGGGACCUAUGUGGAGUGGCCAGUCCUCGGAUUGUGUUGGUGACCCAUUAAAGGCUAGAGUCAACUUAGCAGCUGUCAGCAAAUCAACAAUAAACCGACGAACAGCUUCCUCCGACUUUACUGACACCCCUUCAAUACAGACUCCAGCUAUCAAUGUACUGAAGGAAACCAAUCCUGCAGGUCGUUAUUGGAUCAAGCUUGAUGGUACCGAUGUCAAGGAGGGGCUGCAACACUCUAUGAAAGAGAAAUGGGACGGUGAUGUUGACAUGCUAGAUGGACAACUCAGCAAGUUGCAAGAGGAAUAUAGAUUGAGAUUAAAGUCCGUCACCCUCUCAGACAAUACUGACUGUGCGAAUCUUCAGGAGGAGAUAGUGUGUGAUCUCAAUUGUGACAAGACUUUCCUGGAGAAAUUGUUCAAGGUGGCAAGCAAAAACCUAAGGAGUAAAAUUUCACAAAAAAUGCCAGCACUGAAACUCUGA